GGAAGAGGAAGAAAGGAACGGUUCCAGCGGCCAUCAUGAACGUGCUGGAGGAAAAAGCAGUGAAAAAACAAAACGAGAUGUCGCGAAGAGGAAUCAACUUGUUUUACUUUUUUUGUUGGAUAUCCUUUUAUCAGCUGGUCUGUACUGGAUUGAUGUUUUGGGUGGAUAUCAUCCCAUGGUUUGGCAAUGCUUGUUCAAUUCAAGACUUUGGAGUAAAAUGGCUGUGUGGAGCUAAAUGUUUUAUCGGGGCAGGAGGCUGUGAUGCCACAUCAGGCAUUGAAGGGACUCUAUUUAUUCUCAUGAACGUUUUAUCCGUUGUUGGAGGAGCUAAUCUACUGAGACACGCCGAGGGAGCCACUUGGCUGGCUAUCAUAAUGUCACUUUCUAUACCAGUGCGAUUUAUUGUAUGGUCUCUGUUCAGUGAGGUAUCACGCAAGUGGCAAGUGAAGAAACCCGAUCAUUGGCUCAGUGCAGAGCUUGGCAUAGCUGCUCUGGUGUUUAUGUUUUCUGCGGCUGUAAUCUACUUCAAGGGGGCACAAGAAAUAACAUUAGUGGAUGCAGAAAGGACUGAAAAAUAAGAAGAAUAUGCGAUGAGAUUCUAAGGAAGGCCAAGCGAAUUCAUUUUAAUAGUUCAAAGUGGGAUGAUAGAGAAGCCUGUAAUAUAGCUCAUCAAACUGUCUAUAAUGAGAGAACACUCGGUUUGUAGCACCAGCGGCUCUCCUUUGGCAAAAAAUGUAAAUGAUUUUCAGCGUUCUCAGAAAGUUUUUCAGAACCCUGAGACUCGAAAACAAACACCUCUAUUUGGUUUCCUUCAAUAAAAAACUUAAUUUA
This is a messenger RNA of Pocillopora damicornis (cauliflower coral), 831 nucleotides long. RefSeq lists its product as uncharacterized. The record is from RefSeq and is a predicted model, not a curated record. Lineage: Eukaryota; Metazoa; Cnidaria; Anthozoa; Scleractinia; Pocilloporidae.